UAUUUCUUGCUAUGGCGAUCGAGCAAACCCAGCACCCACCCUACUACACAGCAGCUGCGGUCUCUGCAACUGCAAGCUACCCCUCUCCCUCGGUUGGUUCACCAUGCCUCUCCUCCUCUUUGUCUUCACCGCACUCUUCGCCUUACACGCCGUCCCUGCGAAUUCUGCCACGACGGACGCCAUCUCCGCCGCACAACCGCUCGUCGGCGGUGACAAGAUCGUCUCCCGGAAUGGCAGGUACGCUCUCGGCUUCUUCGAGACCGGCGGCGACUCCAACUGGUACAUGGGCAUAUGGUUCAACACAGUCCCAAAACUUACUCCGGUGUGGGUUGCAAAUAGGGACGACCCAAUCAAGAACAUCACCUCACUGGAGCUCACAAUCUCCGGGGAUGGCAACCUUGUCAUCUUGAACAGGUCUAGCAGCUCCAUAAUCUGGUCUUCUCAAGCAAGAGUCACAACCACUGACACCAUUGCCGUUCUCCUGAACACUGGGAAUCUCGUCCUGCAGGAGAGCUCUCCAAGCUCAUCAGAUGUUUUCUGGCAGAGCUUUGACUACCCCACGGACACGUUUUUGCCCGGGGCGAAGCUUGGGUAUGACAAGGUCACCGGCCUUAAUCGCCGCCUUGUUUCUUGGAAGAACUUGAUCAACCCAGCCACUGGAGCAUACCAUGAGGAGUUAGACCCCAGCGGUCUCGACCAGUUCCUCCUUGCACCGCUGAACUCUUCCAUACCGUAUUGGUACAGCGGUGCCUGGAACGGCCAAUACUUUGCCUUGAUGCCAGAGAUGUCAAACGGCUAUUUUAUAAAUUUCACAUUCGUCGACAAUGACCAAGAGAAGUACUUCAUGUAUACCUUGCAUGAUGAAACCACCGUUAUCCGUAAUUAUUUGGACCCCUUGGGUCAGGCAAAGACGAACCUUUGGCUAGAAAGCUCACAGAAUUGGAUGGUGAUGUUUGCCCAACCCAAAGCUCAGUGUGAUGUCUACGCAGUUUGUGGACCUUCCACCAUUUGCGAUGACAACGCGCUGCCAUCUUGUAACUGUAUGAAGGGCUUCGCUGUGAGAUCACCGGAAGACUGGGGACCAGGUGAUCGAACCAGUGGGUGCUUGAGAAACACUCCAUUAGACUGUAGCAACAGAAGCACAAGUUCGACAGACAGGUUCUACCCCAUGCCAUGUGUUAGAUUGCCCCAGAAUGAUCCUAGCAAGCGAGCUACUGCUGGUUCUGAUGAGUGUGCACAGAUCUGCCUGGGUAACUGUUCUUGUACUGCAUACUCCUUUGUGAAGGGCGAAUGCUCUGUUUGGCACGGCGAAUUGCUUGACUUGAGACAGCAUCAAUGCAGUGGCACUUCCAGCACAAAUGGAGAGACUCUUUACCUUCGCCUUGCCGCGAAAGAAUUUCCCAGUCAGCAGGCUAGCAGAAGAGGAAAACCCAAUGUAAUACUUAUCAUCUGUGCAACUGUUGCUUCUUUAGGCUUGUUAGCAGCACUGGUCCUACUAAUCAUGAUUUGGAGGAACAGAACAAAGUUAUCUGAUGGAACACUGAAAAAUGCUCAAGGUGUCAAUGGUAUUACCGCGUUCCGGUAUGCCGAUUUGCAACGCGCAACUAAAAGUUUCUCUGAGAAGCUCGGAGGAGGCAGCUUUGGUAGUGUGUUCAAGGGGUCUCUGGGUGACUCGACAACCAUAGCAGUGAAAAGGCUUGACCAUGCUAACCAAGGAGAGAAGCAAUUCAGGGCGGAGGUGAGCUCCAUCGGGAUCAUUCACCAUAUCAAUUUAGUCAGAUUAAUUGGUUUUUGCUGCGAAGGUAGUAGGAGGUUACUUGUUUAUGAGCACAUGCCAAAUCGGUCCCUCGAUCUCCAUUUAUUCCAGAGCAAUGCCACAAUGCCAUGGCAUGCCAGAUACCAAAUCGCCCUUGGAAUUGCUAGAGGAUUGGCCUACUUGCACGACAGCUGCCAAGACUGCAUCAUACACUGUGACAUUAAACCAGAAAACAUCCUCCUUGACGCUUCAUUUGCUCCGAGGAUAGCCGACUUCGGGAUGGCCAAGCUUAUGGGAAGGGAUUUCAGCCGGGUUCUGACCACGGUGAGAGGAACUGCGGGGUACCUCGCGCCUGAAUGGAUCAGCGGCGUGGCGGUCACAACAAAAAUCGAUGUCUACAGCUACGGCAUGGUGUUGCUGGAGAUCAUAUCUGGGAGAAGAAAUUCUUGGGCACCGUGUUCUUGCGGCGGCGAACAUGGUGUUUAUUUCCCUGUUAAAGUUGCACAAAAGCUUCUCGAAGGCAGCGACGUCGGUAGCUUGGUGGAUCACAUGUUGCAUGGCGAUGUCAAUCUGGAUGAGGCUGGAACAGCUUGCAAGGUUGCGUGCUGGUGCAUCCAAGAUGAUGAGUUUGAUCGACCGACAAUGGGAGAAGUAGUUCAGAUUCUCGAGGGUCUGGCUGAGAUCAGUGUGCCCCCGAUGCCAAGGUUACUUCAAGCUAUGAGCGGCAGGGGAAGUUCACAUUCGAUAUGUUCCUAAUAAAUAUUGUUAUUUUUCAAGGGAAUAUUUCGAUUCUGGAAUCCAUGAAUUACUUGUAAUUUCCAUGUGACAAAAAUGAAGUUGUUG
This is a messenger RNA of Hordeum vulgare subsp. vulgare (domesticated barley), 2599 nucleotides long. Its product is annotated as G-type lectin S-receptor-like serine/threonine-protein kinase At2g19130. The record is from RefSeq and is a predicted model, not a curated record. Gene Ontology annotation, biological process: recognition of pollen; protein phosphorylation. Bases 104 to 2512 code for a protein of 802 amino acids. Gene Ontology annotation, molecular function: protein serine/threonine kinase activity; ATP binding. Lineage: Eukaryota; Viridiplantae; Streptophyta; Magnoliopsida; Poales; Poaceae. The transcript has a single exon.